This is a messenger RNA of Ascoidea rubescens DSM 1968, 156 nucleotides long. It is a transcript of the gene MRX14, whose product is annotated as mitochondrial 54S ribosomal bL34m domain-containing protein. The record is from RefSeq and is a predicted model, not a curated record. Gene Ontology annotation, molecular function: structural constituent of ribosome. Gene Ontology annotation, biological process: translation. The transcript has a single exon. Lineage: Eukaryota; Fungi; Ascomycota; Saccharomycetes; Ascoideales; Ascoideaceae. Gene Ontology annotation, cellular component: mitochondrial large ribosomal subunit; ribosome. The annotation marks the transcript as partial.
UUGCAACGUCGUUGGAAGGCCAGAGGUAACACGUAUCAGCCCAGUACCCUCAAAAGAAAGAGAAGGUUUGGUUUCUUUGCCAGAAUGACCUCGCGAACUGGAAGAAAAAUCAUGCAACGAAGAAGGAGCAAAGGUAGAUGGUACUUGACUCACUGA